AAGCUCCUUCUCGUUGUUGUUGUUGUUUUCCUUCACACUCUCUGUUCCCUUCUUGCGCUUCACGAACCAACCAGAUUUUGAAAUCCCACACCCGUUUUUGCAUUCGGAUCAAACCCUUUUGAUCUCUCGGCAAGUUUUCGCGCAAUGUGGUUGCCCUGAAUCUCACACCAAAUCAGAGUCCACAAGAUUUGUCACAGUAUCGACGACCCAAAACGCCACAUCGCCAAAAUACCGUUUUUUUCUAAUGGGGACGGUGCCGUCAACGCCGCGCAGGGGUGGCGCAUUCUCGCCGGAGACGGCGGAGUAUCUAAUCGGCACUUUCGUCGGCGACCAGUCCUUCCCGCUUUCAUCGGAGUUCUGGCAGAAAUUGCUUGAGCUUCCUCUUAAUGUUCAAUGGCCCACUCAACGUGUUCAAGAAGCUUGCGAGCUGUUGGCCAAAAACAGUUGUCACACCAGGCAUCUUGCCAAGAUUUUGUUCCAUUUAGCGUGCUACUUGCAAGAGUCCAUGUCUACUUCUGGUGCGUCACCCUUGGUUUAUGAAAAGGCUGUUAAUGCAGGGUACAUCAGUUCAGUAUUUUUGAAGCACUUGAUUGAAAGUGUCCAAGGCGAUAAUAUUCAGUUGUAUCUGUCUCUUGAUGAUAAUGAGGCUGCACAGAAGGAUGUUCUGGGAGACCAAACAAUUGUAAAUCUUGUUAUGCGGAAUGUGCUGGACUUCAUAGCAUCAGUAGAAGUGAGUUCGGAAACAUUCCUCCUACAUCUAGAGGUGCUUAAUUUCAUGAUUAUUGCAAUGUCAACUCAGCUUCUCUGUGGGCCAUCUCCUGGACCGAAUGAUGUGAACCCAUUUAUUGAUGCAGCAAUGGCUCAGGACAGUUCUCUGGUUGGUUCAGUUGUUCGCAGAUUGCUUCUAAAUUUCAUUGCCCAUGCUAAUGUUCCAUUAAAUAGGGCAACUUAUUCCAUCUUUUAUGAUGGAAGUCAGAGUAGUGUGCUACAGAGAGUUGGUUCUGCGGCUGCAAAUAUUGUUUUAUUUCCAUUCAGUUAUCUGGUCAGUUCAAGUGGUGAAGGAUCAAGAAGUCCUAUUGCAGAUAUCAGUAUUCAUGUGCUUCUUGUUCUCAUUCAUUAUCGUAAAUGUGUUGUGAGUGAGGAUUACUCUGCUGUUGAAAAUAACAAAUCUUCCACUUCUGAUUCUUUGCUCAAAGAAAAUCCUCAUUUUUCUGACAACCCUUACUGCAAGGCCUUGGAGCAUGCAAUUGAUUGUGAAUUGGAUCGUGUAGAUAUUGAGGGCAAUGCUCACAGUGCUCGACACAUAAAGUUGCCUUUUGCUUCGUUGUUUGAUACACUUGGCAUACGCUUAGCUGAUGAGGCAGCUGUCCUACUGCUAUACUCACUGUUGCAAGGGAAUUCUGCCUUUCUGGAGUAUGUAUUGGUGCGGACAGAUCUGGAUACAUUGUUAGUGCCAAUUCUGGAAGCUCUAUACAAUGCUCCAAGGAGGACAGCUAAUCAAAUUUACAUGCUGCUAAUUAUACUUCUCAUACUUAGUCAAGAUUCUUCUUUUAAUGCAAGCAUUCAUAAGCUGAUAUUGACUGGUGUUCCAUGGUACAAAGAACGUCUUCUCCAUCAGACUUCUCUUGGUUCGCUCAUGGUCAUAAUUCUUAUAAGAACUGUACAGUAUAAUUUGUCUAAGCUGCGGGAUGUCUAUCUCCAAACAACAUGUCUAGCAACUUUAGCAAACAUGGCACCUCAUGUCCAUCGAUUGAGUGCAUAUGCAUCUCAGAGACUAGUCAGCCUUUUUGAUAUGCUUUCACGCAAGUAUAACAAAUUAGCUGACCGCAGAGAUAAUAAGCUCCACAUUGCAAAAAGCAACUCAAUUGAAGGAAACAGCCUCGUAGAAGAUAUGUCUACUGAAUUGCACAUUUAUACUGACUUCUUGAGGCUUGUCUUAGAAAUAAUAAAUGCAAUCCUGACUUAUGCACUGCCUCGGAAUCCUGAGGUAGUAUAUGCAAUAAUGCACAGACAGGAAGUCUUUCAGCCAUUCAAGAAUCAUCCACGCUUCAAUGAAUUGCUUGAUAACAUCUAUACUGUGUUAGAUUUUUUCAAUAGUCGCAUGGAUGCUCAAAGAGUGGAUGGUGACUGGUCAGUCAAUGAAGUGCUCCAAGUCAUAAUUGUCAAUUGUCGUUCCUGGAGAGGUGAUGGAAUGAAGAUGUUUACUCAACUGCGCUUCACAUAUGAACAAGAGAGUCAUCCAGAAGAGUUUUUUAUCCCAUAUGUCUGGCAGCUAGUACUAUCCCAUUGUGGAUUCACAUUCAACGCAGGAGCCAUAAAUUUGUUUCCAGUUGAUCUACAUACAGAAAGACUUGAAAAUGGUGAGGUGGGAAGCACACUCCAAAAUGGUGAUUUUGACAAGCCUGAGUAUCAGCUCGAUCCAUAGCCAGUGGGGUAUUACGAACGUGGCCUCUUAAGACAUUAAUUAGUUCUAUUGGUGAAUAUUUGUACAUAUGGAAUAGAUGAUAUGAUUUCCGGAGAGAAAAAAAAAAUGCUAAGAUGUGUAUUGUUCUCAUUCUUUUAUGUUCAUAUAAUUUGAGUGUAGAGGUUCAUUCCCGUAGAUGAAAAUCAGAAUAUCCAUGUAAUCAAUAAGGAUGACACUAAUAUCCAUGUCAUGUCAUAUAAUAAGUUUUUGUAGCUCUGUU
Messenger RNA from Abrus precatorius (Indian licorice), 2684 nucleotides. RefSeq names its product dymeclin. Gene Ontology annotation, cellular component: Golgi apparatus. NCBI's taxonomy places the organism in Eukaryota, Viridiplantae, Streptophyta, Magnoliopsida, Fabales, Fabaceae. The record is from RefSeq and is a predicted model, not a curated record. The transcript is spliced from 18 exons. Gene Ontology annotation, biological process: Golgi organization. The coding region runs from base 245 to 2425 and encodes 726 amino acids.